Messenger RNA from Contarinia nasturtii (swede midge), 1015 nucleotides. RefSeq names its product semaphorin-1A (gene Sema1a). The record is from RefSeq and is a predicted model, not a curated record. The annotation marks the transcript as partial. Gene Ontology annotation, biological process: negative chemotaxis; axon guidance; positive regulation of cell migration. The transcript is spliced from 3 exons. NCBI's taxonomy places the organism in Eukaryota, Metazoa, Arthropoda, Insecta, Diptera, Cecidomyiidae. Gene Ontology annotation, molecular function: semaphorin receptor binding; chemorepellent activity.
AUCAAGCGAAGGAUGGAAAUUACGAUGAUGGUAGAUUGAUAAUUGUGACUGAUAGCCAAGUUCUGGCAAUCAAACUACAUCGUUGUAACAGUGAGAAGAUAACAAGUUGCACCGAAUGUUUGGCACUGCAAGAUCCUUAUUGUGCAUGGGAUAGACUUGCUGGAAAAUGUCGCUCACAUGGCGCUCCACGUUGGCACGAGGAAACACACUUCUAUCAAAAUGUGGCAACUGGUUUGCAUGCAGCAUGUCCAUCUGGUAAAAUUACAUCAAAAGAUACAAAUGCAAAUGAAAUUAAAGGCUUUCGCAAUGAUAUGGGAUUACUCGAUUCGCAUCGUUCAAUGAAAGAUUCUAGUGGUGAGGUUAUAAAUAUUAUGCAAGAAAAAAAUUUCGAUGGAAGUGGCAACGGGAAUGGACCCCAAAUCGCUGACAUUGUCACAGCUCAAUAUUCAGUGGAAACCCUCGUAAUGGCUGUAUUAGCUGGCGGAAUUUUUGCAUUGUUAGUUGGAUUCAUAACGGGAUAUUUUUGUGGUAGACGAUGUCACAAAGACGAAGACGAUAAUCUGCCUUAUCCAGACACAGAGUACGAGUAUUUUGAACAACGCCAGAAUAUAAAUCGUAUUCAAGCCGAACCGAAAUUAUUGCCACAAGUUGAAGAGGUUACCUACGCUGAACCGGUUCUACUUCAACCGGCUCCAAGUCAAAAUAAAAUCCACUCACCUAAAAAUACCCUUCGCAAGCCAACAAUGCACCAUCAUGGAGGCGGACCAAACUCUGAAUCACUAUUCCAAUUCCAACCAGAUGGAUACAAUACAACGUAUCGUGGACGAGAUAACUUUGGUACAUUGCGAUCGCAUCAGACUCUGCAAGGUGAUAACUAUCGACGCGGUGACGGAUUCUCAACAACUCGAAGUGUCAAGAAAGUAUAUCUUUGAGACGCGAGUGGGGCGGCUGACUUAAACACUAGUCAGGGAUUAAUUAAUCAAAAUAUGGUAAAUAUAUUUUGAAUGAAAUAAAC